This is a messenger RNA of Cyclospora cayetanensis, 2235 nucleotides long. RefSeq lists its product as uncharacterized. Bases 1 to 2235 code for a protein of 744 amino acids. Gene Ontology annotation, biological process: triglyceride biosynthetic process. The record is from RefSeq and is a predicted model, not a curated record. NCBI's taxonomy places the organism in Eukaryota, Apicomplexa, Conoidasida, Eucoccidiorida, Eimeriidae. The transcript is spliced from 11 exons. Gene Ontology annotation, cellular component: plasma membrane. Gene Ontology annotation, molecular function: diacylglycerol O-acyltransferase activity; long-chain-alcohol O-fatty-acyltransferase activity.
AUGAAGCGAGGCCAUGGUGCCGCGAUCGGUGCGGGUGCCUUGGGAACUCUGGCUGCCUUUGUGGCCCCCCUACAGCAGGGGCUUCUGUGGGUAUACUUCUUUCUGCUUGGCUCUCUUGUGUACGGCAUUUGGUUCUGGGGAAGAGUUUUCAAGCACAAUGCGGCUCCCCAGGUGACUGCCAAGCGGAAAAGGAGGGCCCCCCGCAGCAGCAGCAGCGGGCGAGGCAAGCUGCCAUGCAAAGGCACCUCCACAGACGCUGCUGGGUAUCCAGCUGUGGAUCCCAAUGCAAAGCCAGCAAGUCCCCGCGUGGCAGCACUUCAUUGCAGGACGGAAAGUCACAGCAGAGGCAGUUCUGUUGCACGGGAGAGCGAGAAUUCGGAGAGCUACCGCAGCGGCUCUGACGUUUCUGGGGUUUCUGAGGCGCAUGCAACCUUGGGGCUUCCGCCUCCUACCACGCGGGAGGGAGAACUAUGGGAUGAGGGAUCUUUCGAUUCCGCGGAUGAGGCGGACUCUGAGGCAGAGCAGGACUGCCUUUUGCCGGGGGCCGAACACCGCCGGCGCUUGCCGCGUCGUAUGAGUUUUUCUUCACUGAAUUUGGCUGUUGGGUGCUUUCCUCCGAGAUCCAAUGUGAAGCAUCACGUGGUCUCCGCCUGCUUGUAUGCCCAAAGCCUCCCGAGUACUCAAGCGGUGCAAAGGCUCGUCGAGACGCGGCUCCUGAAAUUUCAUAGAUUCAGCAGCGUUCCCGUCGUCAGCUUUCUGUACCCUCGGUGGCGCGAGGUGUCUGUACACCCGGGGGCGCACGUGCGGCGGCUCCGGGUUCGCGGCAUUGCGGAGCUCCACCUGUGCACCGAAUGGAUAAUGUGCCAGCCGUGCGAUCCGGAGCGUCCCAGGUGGCAGAUUUGGCUCAUAGAGAAUACGGCCGUCCAGGCACAGCAGCGGGGGAAUGAUGACGAGGAGCAGUCGAGGGAGCUCGUUGAGGACUGGAAUUCGGAGGAUUAUCGGACUCCAGAAGAGCGAGCAGGCGCUGAAAGCCGUGUCGGACUGAGGGGGGCUCCGAGGCACUGCAUCAUGAUCCGGGCAGAGCACUGCAUAGGGGACGGCAUUUCGCUUAUUGAGCUAGGCCUGCGGCUGCUGACGGACGCGCAAGGUUUGCCUCUCAAUGAGUGGACAGAGCCACCGAUCCUCAAGGGUCCUGCGACUGCGGCGGCGGAGCACCUUUGUCAUCUUCCAAGUCCUACCGCUCAUCUGCUGCGCUGGACAAAAGUCCUCCUAAAGGCCCCUCGGCGUCUCGCAGAAGCUCUCUGGGUAGGCGCCUUGCUGUUUCGGGGGGCGCUGAGGACGAUUGUUGCAGCCAUCGUCAACAAACGCGAUGCAUGCACACCCAUGACAGGAUCCGCGGAGCACAGGAACAGGCUGCUAUGGUGUGAGCGGGCUCAGGUGGCCUCAGCGUCCCCCCUCAGUUUGCAGUUCGUGCGGGCUAUCAAGAAAGAAGCGAACGCGACUCUCAAUGAUGUCUUUGUUGCCGCUUUUACUGGAGCUAUGAAACGGUACUGUGAGCUGCAAGGCGAUGAACAGUUCUCGCACGGCGCAGGCGUCACGCUGCCGAAGAUGCUGGUGGCAUGCGCCUUUUUCAGGCGGACGAAAGAGCUGCCAGAUUCCUCUCAGCUGUUAUUGCGUAACCGUUUUACCCUCACAUCGCUGACACUGCCAGCUGACGCUGCAGAUGCGCGGGAGAGGCUUAGCCGCGUUCAACAGGCUACGACUUCCCUCAAGCGAUCCCGACAACCAGCAGCAGACUUCCUCUGCCAGAAGGUUCUAGGGCAGUUGUUGCCGACGCCGCUGACUCGUCAAGCCGCGGAGGGCCUCUUUAGCACCCACAGUGUCGUGUUCUCUAACCUACCUGCCUACACUGCGCCCGUCCACUUUUGCGGCUGUAAGAUUACUGAAGUCCAGGUGCUCUACCCCAAUCUCAUUCCACAAGUAGAAGUGGUGUCGUACGCUGGACGCAUCUUCUUGUCUUUCGUGUACGAUCCCUCGGUUGUAACGGAGGGGCACAAGAUCCCUCAUUUGUUUGCGGAGGAGUUGCUUCGUCUGGCAGACGCUUAUGGCGUCCGCAGACCUGAAGACGAGCACCAGCAAGAGGGGCAGGAAGACUUAAUGAAAACAGCACAACAGGCUGCUAACGGAUCCAGUAGCCCAAGCACAACCAAUGGAUCUUCAAAUUCCAGCAUCUAA